Malania oleifera is the source of this 2131-nucleotide messenger RNA. Its product is annotated as F-box protein At1g47056-like. The record is from RefSeq and is a predicted model, not a curated record. The transcript has a single exon. Gene Ontology annotation, molecular function: protein binding. Lineage: Eukaryota; Viridiplantae; Streptophyta; Magnoliopsida; Santalales; Ximeniaceae. The coding region runs from base 252 to 1865 and encodes 537 amino acids. Gene Ontology annotation, biological process: SCF-dependent proteasomal ubiquitin-dependent protein catabolic process. Gene Ontology annotation, cellular component: SCF ubiquitin ligase complex.
AAGUGUGCACGGUAAGCCCGUGAGGGCGCCCGCUCAGUAUCUUCACUCUGGGCAGUCGAAAUGACACCAAACCGGAGAAAAGCCAAAAUGAAAUCCAAUUUGAAGUCCGUUACUAAGCCCUUCCUUCGACGGGAAGAACAAGGACAAUAGACACAGAGUAGCUCUGAUUUCCUACUCCGGCGCUGCUUAUAGGUUAAGGGGAGGAAGGUAAGGUGCGCGCAGGUCCUCCGGAAGUCCUCCCAUCGCCGUUGAUGGGCCAGUCAGCUUCCACUGCCGGCAUUUCAUCAGGCCUCAGCCGCCGCGACAACUGUCACAGCCACCGCUCCAAGGCUAAAACCGCGGCCCUGAUCUCCCCAAUGCUCGCAGAAGAAAGGGACGAGUUCCAGGGGAUUAUCGAUGGGGUCUCCGACCACAUCUCCGACUUGCCGGACGAGUGUCUGGCUUGCGUUUUCCAGUCUCUUGGCCCCGGCGACAGGAAAAGUUGUUCCCUCGUCUGCCGGCGGUGGCUGGAGGUCGAGGGACAGAGCCGUCACCGGCUGUCGCUCAACGCCCAGUCGGAUCUGCUCUCUAUGAUUCCUUCCCUCUUUUCUCGGUUCGACGCCGUGACCAAACUUGCUCUUAAAUGUGACCGUAGAUCUGUUAGCAUCGGCGACGAUGCGCUUGUUCUCAUCUCGCUCCGAUGCCGGAACCUCACGCGACUCAAGCUUCGUGCUUGCCGUGAGCUCACGGACGCUGGUAUGGCGGCGUUUGCUAAGAAUUGCAGGGGUUUGAAGAAGCUCUCGUGCGGAUCCUGCACUUUUGGAGCUAAAGGUAUGAAUGGUAUUCUGGAUAAUUGCUCGGCUCUGGAGGAGUUGUCGGUGAAGCGACUCCGCGGCAUAACCGAUGGAGCUGCGAGCGAGCCGAUUGGGCCUGGCGUGGUUACUUCGUCUCUGAAGACGAUUUGCUUGAAGGAGCUUUACAAUGGACAGUGCUUCGGGCCGCUUAUUAUUGGCGCGAAAAAUAUGAGAACGCUCAAGCUCUUUAGGUGCAAUGGCGAUUGGGAUAAGCUGCUUCAAGUGAUUGCUGAUCGAGUUACUAGUUUGGUAGAGAUUCAUCUAGAGAGGGUCCAGGUUAGCGAUUUUGGUCUCGCCGCGAUUUCUAACUCUUUGGAUCUUGAGAUCUUGCACCUUGUCAAGACCCCAGAGUGCACAAAUUCGGGUCUCGUGUCCGUUGCGGAACGCUGCAAGCUUCUAAGGAAGCUUCACAUUGAUGGAUGGAAGGCAAAUCGGAUAGGCGACGAAGGUCUGAUUGCUGUUGCAAAGUGCUGCCCCAAUCUUCAAGAGCUUGUUCUCAUUGGUGUCAAUCCUACGCAGUUGAGUUUGGAGAUGUUGGCAUCGAACUGCCAGAAUCUAGAGCGGCUGGCGUUGUGUGGGAGUGAGACAGUGGGGGAUGCGGAGAUUUCAUGUAUUGCUGCCAAAUGCAUUGCGUUGAAGAAGCUCUGCAUUAAGAGCUGCCCUGUAUCGGAUCAGGGCAUGGAAGCACUCGCCGGAGGUUGCCCUAAUUUGGUGAAAGUGAAGGUAAAGAAAUGCAGGGCAGUGACUAGUGAGAGUGUGGAUUGGUUGCGAGCUAGUAGGGAAUCACUGGCUGUUAAUUUAGAUUCUGGUGAAGCUGAGCAUCAGGAUGUGAGUGCCAGUGAGGGUGGAGCUCAUGAAAAUGUUGAAGUGCCUCAGCUGGCCAGCCAAAUUGCAACUGCUAAUAUUGCUUCGAGUAGUACUGGUCGAUCAGCGUCAUUCAAGGCCAGAUUAGGCCUUUUGAGCGGGAGGAGUUUAGUGGCCUGCACCCUGAGAAAGUGGUCGAACAAUAAUAGCAGCUCCCGAACUAAUUAGAGGAGAAACUAAAUGAUAAAAUUGGGGAAAAAAACAAAAAAUCAUCCCAUGUCUGUUACAUUAUUUUGUGUUUGUAUUUUGUGUUUCUGCUUUGUGUGUAUUUAAUGCCUUGUGUGUGUUUGUUGCCCUCUAGAUUGAAUCCUCUCACCAGUUGGAAGUGGUGAUUGCAAGAAUUUUAUUGUUUCUUGAUUGCCAGUUCCUUCUGUUCACCUGAAUUUUAAUUUAUUUAGUUGAUAAUUCACUUGGUUGGUAUUCUUCAUAAGAAA